CAGCGUGUUUACCUAUUGCUGUUGUUCCGGGUUCUCAUUCUGUAUGCAUGUUUGUCAAGCCUACGUUUUUGUCUGGGAUAAAUUAUUCUUAUUAAUGAGAUGAAGGUUGUCUUCGAUGAUCUGCUUCAACAUGCUGAGGAAUCUUUGAUCAGGACGGCCGAUCGACGGCAUGCGGUCCAGUUGUAAAUUUGUGUUUGAACAGCUGAAUUGAACUCAGUCAAGUCUGCAGUUGAGAGAUGGGGUCGGGGGUGAGUUCGAAGGGUACCCGGGCGACUGUACACGCAGUUGUGGGUACUGUCAGAUUGAAAAAGAAUACGCCUUCUCGUAAGUCUUCAGCGUCAGACUUGGCUCCAAGCGAAGGACAGACUACUCAGGCUGGGGGUUCCAAUGAUAUGGAGGUCGAAGGAAGGCAAUUGAAAAGUAACAAGAAGUCUGUUCCUCAGACUUCAACUACCACCACAAAAGAAUCUUCUAAAAAAGGAAAAGAGAAAGCAAAACCCAGUGAGUCAAAAAAUUCUUCUCCAAAACCUGUUAAGCCAGAAAAAUCUGGUGAUAAGGGCAAACCAGCUGUAAAUAAAGUCACAAAAACUUCAGAGUCAAAGAAACCUGCAUCAAAAACUGUUUCACCGAAGAAAGCUCCAAAUGGUAAUGACCAACAAAAUGUUGCUCGUAAGAGUGUCCAGCUCUCAACUGGAUCUGAUUUAGGUCAAAGGGUUGAGAGAGUUUUGAGAGGUUUCAUAGAAGAAAACUGCCCUCUGAAUUCAAGGACCGUUCGUAUCUUCCUUAGCUCCACAUUCACUGACACAGAACAUGAACGUAAUGCUCUCAUGGAACAUGUGUAUCCAAAACUGAGACAAUUUUGUGAGAAGAGAGGCUACGAAUUCCAGGUUGUAGACAUGCGCUGGGGAGUACGAGAUGAUGCUACAGAUGCACACAUGACAACUGAGCUGUGUUUACGGGAAAUCAAAGCCUGUCAAGAAAUCUCUGUUGGACCAAAUUUUGUGACUUUGCUGUCAGAAAAGUAUGGUUAUCGACCCUUAAUGCCAUCAAUUACUGCUCAGGAGUUUGAGUUGAUUCUCAGUAAAGGCUCUGAAAACAAAAUACAUGAACUUCUUACCAAGUGGUACAAGAUGGAUGAAAACUGUUUUCCUGUAUCAUACAUUCUCCAGCCAGUAACAACUUGGAUACCAAACUUCCUCAAUGAUAGCUGUGAUCUGUCUCAGAAGGAAGAAGCACAAAAACAGUGGGAGAGUGAAUAUAACAUGAUGAAGGAAUUUCUCCAGCAAGCUGCCAAGGAAGUUUUAAAUGAUGAGGAUAUCUGGCAGAAAUAUGUCAUAUCAGUUUCUGAGGUAGAAAUUAAACAGGGACUCCUUCAAGUUGAAAACCCAAAACGAUCUUGUGUCUGGUUUCACCGUGCAAUCAAUGGACUGGACUCUGAUUCAGACAACCCAGAAGCGUUGAAAUAUACUGAUCAUUGUCCAGGUGGAAUUUGUCUUAAUGAUGGUGCCCAUCCUCAGGCUCUUCUACACAACUUGAAAAAUGAGAAAAUGAAGGAAGCUGUGGAUGCUGAAAAUACUUUCGCCUACAAUGUUACUUGGACACCAAAUGGUAUUGAUCCAAGUAUUGAUGAACACAAGAAAUAUCUUGAUCAGUUUUGUAAAGACUUUGAGAACAAGAUAAAGGAGAUGAUAUCAGCGGGUAUUUCUGAGCACAAAGAGGCUGAAAAAGACAAUUUACUGUACUCUGAAGUGGUGCAGCACACACUGUUCUGCAAGAGGAAACUUCAAGUUGUUUAUGGAAGAAAGUCAACCGUUGGGGAAAUUGAAGAUUAUGUCAGGAGUCCAAGUAGGUACCCCCUGGUGAUUCAUGGAAAGUCUGGUUGUGGCAAAACGUCCGUCAUUGCCAUGGCAGCCAAGUCCAUAAGUGAACUGUUGGAUCAGAAAGGUUGUAUAUGUCUCAGGUUUCUUGGCACAACACCCAAAAGUUCCACCAUCCUCCGUGUACUGAAGUCGAUCAUGCAACAGAUUAAACACGUCUACGGGCUGACAACGAAAAUUCCUCGUUCGUCCAAGGGAGUGUUUGAUCAGUUCCCAAAUUUUUUGUCCAGCGCUACUAAAGAUAACCCAUUGAUAAUCAUCUUGGAUUCUUUGGAUCAACUUUCUCCACUGCAUGGUGCUUGGAAAUUAAUAUGGUUUCCAAGACAACUUCCUCUUCAUGUAAAGUUUAUUGUAUCUACUCUUCCUGAUCAAGAGUACAAAUGUUUUCCAAUUCUUAAGGCUCUCUUCAAACAUCCAAAAUGUUUCGUGUCGGUCCCUGAACUGUCUUCAGAUGACGUGAGUGACAUAUUGACCAACUGGCUGAAGUCUGAGAACAGGACCCUCCAGGACCGUCAGUUGCAGGUGCUCAAAGACGCCUUCAAAAAGUGUCCCCUUCCUUUGUUUCUAAAGAUCUCGUAUGAUGAGACCAGACUUUGGAGAUCAUAUUCCACUAUCAGUGAAACCUGUUUAGAAACGACCAUACGAAAGGCUAUUGACAAGCUCUUGGAAAGAGUCGAAAUAAGCCAUGGCGAGGUUCUUGUGCGACGCGCUCUUGGAUAUAUUACAGCAGCUUCUCUUGGUCUCACUACAAACGAACUCGAGGAUAUCCUGUCUUGUGAUGAAGACCUACUCCAUGACGUUUUUCAGUACUGGACCCCACCGAUCAGGCGUCUUCCCCCCUUGCUGUGGGUCAGAAUAAGGGCGGAUCUCUCCUCUUACUUAGUGGACAGGGGGGCGGAUGGAACUCAGGUUACGUGUUGGUAUCACCGUCAGUUUAUUCAGGCUGCGGAAGACAGAUACUUGUCAGAUGCAGUGGAGAAGAAGCGUUUACACACCCAUAUUGCUGAUUACUUCUUGGGAAGAAAUUACGUUGAGGAAGACACCAAAGAAACGACCCUGAUUCACGGCAAGCAAGUGCGUUUAGCGAGUAUUUCAGGACAGCCCCUGUUAUUAUCCAAAGGUCGUUACAAUUUAAGAAAACUUCAUGAACUUCCCGUACAACUGAUUCGCAGCCAGAUGCUAGAUGAGCUAAAGAGUGAAGUUCUCUGCAACUUUGAGUGGCUAAGUACCAAGAUAGAAGUGCGCACACUGAGGUCGGUGCUGGAUAAUUUCCAUUCCGCUAUGAACGCUUUCAAUGAUCCAGACAUUGCCGCUGUUGCAGAAACUCUCCAACUCGCACAAGACGCUAUUUUGAGCGACCUCAACCAAUUACCAGCGCAGUUUGUAGGCAGGCUCUACGAGUGUAAAGUGCAGGAUCCAUUUCAUGUUGUUCCAACCAAUCUAUCCCCGGUCCUAGCCAAACUAGUCCAGGAUUCUCGUAACCCUCCGGAGCCGGCACUCAUACCGUCCAGAGGUUUCUUAACCCCUCCUGGCGGACAGUUGGUUCACACACUCGUGGUUAACUCCGCCAGUGUAUUGUAUGGAUUGGCGGCAACUAGCAACGGAAAAUACGUUGUCACAGGCUCACAAGAGGGAGUCGUUAAGGUCUGGGACAAUAACGACGGCUCGUUGUUCCUGACCGUACCGGAGGCUGGGGAUGAGAUUGGAAUGAUCACGUGUGGUUGUGACGAUGACGUCAUCAUCGUGUCUUCUAAGACUGGAAUUAGUUUGAUCUCGUUUGAAACUGGAGAAAUACUUCAAAGAGUGGAAGUCAAGUUCUUUGACGGUUGUCCUCCGUUUACACUAGCCGGCGAAAAGGGAUCCAAAGUGGUCUUCCUCAAAGAAAAAGGUUUACACGUCAUCUCUGCUUCUUCUGGAAAGUUUUUGCACCAAUUUUCAGGCAUCUUUCCAGUCGGUGGCGCAGGUCAGAACAGUUUACUAACCUCCUGGAACGACACCGUAAUAUGUAACUCAAAAGAAGAUGAAAACUCUUUGAAGGUGAUCGAUACGUCUGACUACAAAAUUCUUCAUGCGAUAAAGGUUUUUAGCGAGAAGGACGAAGAAGAAUUCCUUCAUCUUACCCAAGUAGCAAUGAAAUCUGACAACGAAGUCCUUGUUGCCAAAAAAAUGAAGAUAGAUUUGUACUCGGUCGAUAGUGGUGAGCAUUUGCGAACAUACAAAUGCAAAAUCGACGAUUGGAUUCGAAACUUGUCCCUGGACCCUGCCCAGAAUAUGCUUGUGUUUCCUAAAGAAAAUAAAGUUGCCCUUCUUGAUCUCGAAAGCGGUGAAAGAAAAGAUGUCCUACCCCACCCUAACUUCGUUUCGAGGGUUUUUGCUGUCGGCUAUGACGUCAUUUUAACAUCGGGCGGCGACAAUGUCGUCCGUGUGUGGGACUUGACCCGAGAAGAUGUCCAUCAACAAGUAGAAAAACCCGAGACAGUAUUGAACAUUUAUUCCAUUCCUGGCGAUUCUCGACACCUGGUAACGCUGGGACGAUUAGGGAUUGACAAUUUCUGUGUGACCAUAUGGGAUUUAGCGACCAUGUUACCACUACGCAAAGUAACUGGUAUAACAACGAGUUACCUUCAGAUCAUCAACGACAGAAGAGCUGCUAUUCGCGUCAAAGAAAACGUAGCAAUUGUGGACUUACAUACGUGGAGGGUUGUCAACGUCCUUAAAGGAAAAAUCCCUCCUUAUGAUUUCCUCGGUGUGGACGAUGUCUGUGUUGUGAACGAUAGCACUGAAAUCCUUACCUACUCACACGAUCGUAAACAUUUGACGCUGUACGACAUCGAAACGGGAGACCAAGUGGCCAUGUUAAAAUCAGGCCAUGAUAUCCGUUCAUUUCUGGUGAACUCAGAAGGAACAGUCGUCGUAUGGGAUGCACCCAAGCCGGCCGACCAAUUGCACGUGUGGGACUUGGAGACUAGAGAGCAAAUUUUUAUUAUCAAGAGGGAGGGGUGUGAGAGACUGACACACGCUGGGUUUACACCGGACGGUGACUAUUUUGUGUCCAGUGCGAAGAAAGGGAAAAAAGAGAGCUAUAUCCGAGUUUCGGCGGUGUGGGAUAUAAGGAAAAAGGAGUUACUGCACGAUUUGCGUUACCCAAAUGAUACAGACACAAUCUCUCUGACAAUUUUGGACAACACCCGGGUGAUAACAGCACACAAAGAUUUGAACAUUGUUUGUUGGGAUAUCGAGGAAGGAACCCCUAUCCAUAUUCUUCCCAGCAACCAUUUCAGCAAUUUGCGAAUUAACAUCAUGGCUUCCAAAGGAGACAUCGUGGUUUCUUAUGACAAAAAGACGCUGAUCAUGUGGGACAUGAGGGCAGGCGCACAGAAGGCGACAUUCACCGCAGAUAAGGUGACAGCAAUUCAUCCCGUGGGAGAGGGUCAGUGUAUUGUGCUUGGCUAUGAAAGCGUAUUGCCAUUAGUGCUUCUUACUCUCCAGGGAGGAGACGUAAAGCCAUACGAAUUUCCCACGGAGGGUACCAAGGCCAUCGCUGGAACAGACAUGUGGAUAGAGUUCGAGGGCGUCAAGUGUGACAUUGUUGCUGAUGAAGAUGAGAAAAUAAGCGAGAACGAAAACGAGACAAUUGAGCAUUGAAAGGAGAAAGAAGAGCAUGGGUCGGGGUCAUUGCGUGAUUGAUCGGCUGAACGAGACUUGACAAUUAACAACAGAAGGCACUACGGAGGAAUUGUAUGAAAUGUUGAAAAGGCGCAUUGCAAAUGGACAAACGCGGAAGAAAUGAUCAUCGCACUUAUUUAAACCUAAAACAUAAUUAUUUAAGACAAGAAGACUUAUUUUUAAAGUGGUACGUUGCAAGAGAGGAGGCCGUAGGUUUGUCAGUGAUGGUAUUUCUACUACGCUUUCCUCUCCUAAAAUAAGGUCUCUAACUUAUUUAUUUCGAUGAGGUUUUUUUCUUGAUUUCCUUCUGGAGUUGUCUUCGGUGUUGAAGACAUGUUUAGUUAUUGGUAUUUAUUUUCUCCGUGGCCACCAAAGCUACGGUUGUUCUCACCGUUUGGUGGUUGAGGUUUCUCCAAUUCAUGUAAAUAAAAACUUUUAGGUAAACUUCCGCGGACGAGGGUAGAGGAAGAUAUUAGGGUUAGGACUCAGAAAGGAUCUCUUAUCUUGUGAGGGCCUAGUAAAACUAAUGCAAAGAAAUAAUUUAAAAUAGUUUAAAAAAAUUUAGAAAUUUUAGUGUGAAUUUAUUCAACGUAAUUUAUUUUUGAUAAGAUCGUCGCCCGAAGGAAUUCUAACUUAGUGAGUAUCUAGAACAAAUUACAUAUUGCAAAAUAAAUGAAUGGUUUUCUUCCAAACGAAAGUGACCAACAUCAUCACGAUAUAUUAUAUUUCCUUACAGAAGAUAUUUUUACCACGUCUGGAAAAAUCUCCGCCUUCUCUAUAUUGAUCUAAUUUCAAUAUUUCUGCACGUCGACAAACACCGAAAGUCGCAGUCUGUGCAUGUCUAGAUAGUUUAAGCUUCAUCUCCAUUUUUUUUCUUGUGAAUCUUAUUCACCUUGAAAUAAGCUAAAUCUCCUCCUU
Messenger RNA from Pocillopora verrucosa, 6461 nucleotides. Its product is annotated as NACHT and WD repeat domain-containing protein 2. The record is from RefSeq and is a predicted model, not a curated record. Gene Ontology annotation, molecular function: protein binding. NCBI's taxonomy places the organism in Eukaryota, Metazoa, Cnidaria, Anthozoa, Scleractinia, Pocilloporidae.